AUGUCGCGGUGCGGGGCCGUCGCGAGGCCGCUCGCACGGCAAUUGCUGCCGCUGCGCCGCUUCACGACCACAACGACAGCCCGACAGCAGCAGCAGCAGCAGCAACAGCAGUCUGAAGCUCCCUCAUCAUCAGCCUCGACCACCUCCUCCUCGUCAACACCAGCCCAGCAGCCCUCCCCCCUCGACCUCGACCCCGACACCGUCCUGCCCGAGUUCGAGGCCCCGCUCAUCAAGGCCGGCAAGAUGCCCGUCGGCUCGCGCCGCCGCCGCGUCGCCCUCCGCAGCACCACCGACCUCGGCCUGCCCUUCGAGCAGCUCCCCUACCAGGCCUUCCAGGAGGCCCGCGCCGUGCUGGCCGCCGACCGCGCCGACAAGCUGGGCCAGAUCCGCACCCAGCUGGGCCGCAUCGCACGCCUCGAGGGCGCCGACCCGGCGGCCGUGCGCGGCGGCCAGCGCAUGCGCGACACGCGCCUCGCCAGCCUGCGCAGGCACGUCGAGCGCCUCAAGAUCCUGGCCGACGCCAACGACCCGCUCGUCAAGAAGCGCUUCGAGGACGGACUGGGCGACAUGAACAAGCCCAUCUACCGCCACUACGCCGAGAAAAAGUGGCGCGCCUACGACCGCCGCCUCAUCGCCCAGCGCAUCAAGCAGUUCAGCAUCGUCCCCGACCUGCUGCCCAAGCUCGACCCCACGGCCGACGUGCAGCUCUUCUUCCGCCGCGCCAAGGUGCCCCCCGGCGCCGUCGUCGACAGCGCCGUCAGCGAGCCCGCCCCGCGCCUGCGCGUCCAGCUCUUCGACCGCGGCGAGCGCCUCGUCACCGUCGCCGUCGUCGACGCCGACGUCCCCGACCUCGCCGCCGACGCCUUCUCCAAGCGCUGCCACUUCCUCGCCGCCAACGUGCCCCUCAGCCCCACGAGCGCCUCCCUGCCCCUCGCCCGCCUGCGCCCCCAGGACCAGCUCGCCCUCCCCUGGCUGCCCCCCGCCGCCCAGAAGGGCAGCCCCUACCACCGCCUCGCCGUCGUCCUCCUCGAGCAGACGCCCGGCCAGCCGCCCCUCGACGUCGACAAGCUCCGCGCCCUGCCCCGCGACGGCUUCUCCCUUAAGUCCCUGCGCGACAGGUUCGCCCUCGCCCCCUUUGGCUUCACCAUGUUCCGCUCCGUCUGGGACGACAACACCGCCGCCGUCAUGGCCCGCCACGCCAUCCCCGGCGCAGACGUCGAGCUGCGCCCCGCCCGCGUCCGCAGCCUCAAGCCCCCCGUCAAGCCCCGCGGCUGGGAGGCCAAGCGCCAGGGCCCCAAGUACCGCCACCUCUGGAAGUACACCAAGCGCAUCCGCGGCAUCUCCAACGCCCGCGGCUGGAUCAAGAAGAGGUAG
Purpureocillium lilacinum is the source of this 1374-nucleotide messenger RNA. Its product is annotated as mitochondrial 54S ribosomal protein mL38. The record is from RefSeq and is a predicted model, not a curated record. Lineage: Eukaryota; Fungi; Ascomycota; Sordariomycetes; Hypocreales; Ophiocordycipitaceae.